Patiria miniata (bat star) is the source of this 3223-nucleotide messenger RNA. RefSeq names its product alpha-aminoadipic semialdehyde synthase, mitochondrial-like. The record is from RefSeq and is a predicted model, not a curated record. Bases 149 to 3004 code for a protein of 951 amino acids. The transcript has 24 exons. NCBI's taxonomy places the organism in Eukaryota, Metazoa, Echinodermata, Asteroidea, Valvatida, Asterinidae. Gene Ontology annotation, molecular function: saccharopine dehydrogenase activity. Gene Ontology annotation, cellular component: cytoplasm.
CCUUCAUUUGUACCCAUUCGAUCGACGACGUCCACGGUCUAACUAGUUUUGCGUCACACAGCACAAAAUAUCGAGAAUCUAGUGAGCUGGACGCGUCGAUUUUAAGUCUUCCACUAAAGUCAAGUUGUGUGCCGCAUCAUCACCCAUCAUGUUGCGUGCCAACCGACUUAAGCUGGGCAGUCGAUUGCUGCGAACCUCGGCUUCAUCGAAGCAAUGGCGGCACCUGAGCAGUAAAACGGACAAGCCCGUCAUGGCUAUACGCAGGGAGGACUACGGGUCACAGUGGGAACGCAGGGCGCCCCUCAACCCCUUGCAAGUCAAGUCGUUCGUGGAUGCUGGGGUGAAGGUUAUGGUAGCGCCGUCCAACAGGAGAGCCUACACAAUGGAGGACUACUCCAAGGCCGGUGCCGUCAUUCAAGAGGAUCUGAGCGAGGCUUCUCUCAUCCUGGGAGUCAAGCAGGUCCCUAUCAAUCGUCUCCUGGCUGACAAGACUUACUGUUUCUUCUCCCAUACAAUCAAGGCACAGAGUGAGAACAUGCCACUCUUAGAUGCCAUCCUGGAAAAGAAUAUUCGUCUGAUCGAUUACGAGAAACUUGUUGACGAGAAUGGUAAACGGGUGGUGGCCUUUGGAAAGUUUGCCGGCAUCGCUGGAAUGCUGAACAUUCUGCAUGGCAUCGGACUCCGACUGCUGGCGUUGGGACACCAUACGCCAUUUAUUCACAUAGCCGCAGCACACAACUACCGCAACACAGGGAUGGCUAUGCAAGCAGUGCGGGACGCUGGUUAUCGGAUAGCCCUAGGGGAGCUCCCCCAAUCCAUAGGACCAAUGUCCUUUGUCUUCAUGGGAUCUGGAAACGUUUCACAGGGUGCACAAGAAGUAAUUGCAGACCUUCCUGUCGAGUAUGUUAAAGCACAAGACCUGAGGAAUGCUGUGGAGAAAGGAGACCACACGAAGGUCUAUGCCACCGUAGUUCACAGGAAAGACCACAUAGUUCGGAGAGGAGGAGGGGAAUUUGACAGGGAGGAAUACGACAGGAACCCAGAACUAUAUCGCUCCACAUUCAGCGAGAAGAUUGCCCCCUGGGCCUCCUGCAUCAUUAACGGCAUCUUCUGGAACAUCGGCCACCCCCGCUUCCUGACCAACAUGGAUACCAAGACGCUGCUGAGCCCCGAGAUGAGCCCUGUGGCCCCUGAGGCGCCGGGUUGCCCGCGCCUGCCCCACCGCCUGCUGGCCAUCUGUGACAUCACCGCGGACCCCGGUGGUUCCAUUGAGUUCAUCGAAGAGUGCAGCAGCAUUGAGAGCCCCUUUGACCUGUAUGAUGCUAACCAUAAACAUCAGCACUUCAUGAGUCAGAGACCAAGGUUUUCUGGUGAUGGUGUUCUAGUGUGCUCCAUUGAUAACAUGCCAGCUCAGUUACCAAGAGAAGCAACAGACUUUUUUGGCAACCUCCUUCAGCCGUUAGUGCCCGAUAUGCUGAAGUCGGAUGCUAAGAGGCCAUUUGAAGAGGAGAAUCUUUCUCGGAUUGUUAAAGAUGCUGUCAUAACGUCCAAUGGCAGACUUACUCCUAAAUUUGAAUACAUCCAGCACCUACGAGAAGUUACAAUGCCGCACGAGCAAGCGUCACAUCAAGUUAUUCCUUCCUCUUUCGGAUCGGAGAAACAGAGAGUUUUGUUGUUAGGCUCAGGUCACAUGGCCACACCCAUUGUAGAGUACCUGACCAAGAAUGGCAGUGUUGCUGUAACAAUAGCAUCUGCCGACAAAACAGAAGCCGAUGCCCUGGCCGCAAAGUACGACAGCACCAACUCUCUGUACAUGAACAUAGCGAGGCACACAGACCAGAUGGACAAGGCCAUCCAAGAGCAUGAUAUAGUCAUCAGUAUGCUGCCAUUCAAAUUCCAUCCGGCAGUAGCUGAGAAGUGUGUGGCACACAAGAAGAAUAUGGUGACUGCCAGCUACGCGGGACCAGAGAUGAGGGCACUUCAGCAGGGUGCAUUGGAUGCUGGAGUCACAUUAUUCAAUGAGAUUGGCUUGGACCCAGGCAUUGACCACAUGCUAGCCAUGGAAUGCUUCCACAACAUCAAGGCAGAAGGAGGCAAGAUCCGGUUCUUUGAUUCAUGGUGUGGUGGCCUACCGGCUCCUGAACACUCUGAAAAUCCACUUCGGUAUAAAUUCAAUUGGAGUGCAUCUGCCUCCGUCGGGGCCAUCAUGCGAGACGCCAAGUACCUCAAGAACGGAGAGGAGGUCUACAUCCCGCCUGGUAUGCUGAUGGAGGAGAGCAACGUCCAAGAGAUCAACUUCCUGCCGGGUUUCAACCUGGAGGGUUACUUCAACCGUGACUCCACCAGUUAUAUCUUUGCCUACGGAAUCCCCACAGCGCACACAGUCACGAGGGGAACUCUCAGAUACAAGGGCUUCUGCAAGGCUGUUACCAGCCUUUCCAAGCUAGGACUUGUAGAUGAUAAGCCACAUCCGGCAUUAGAUGACAGUGCACCAGACAUCACUUGGCAUGAGCUCAUGUGCAAAGUGCUUGGGUGUGACACACAGACUAGCUCCAGUCGUCUGGAGAGCAUUGUGUAUGAAAAACUGGGGCAGGACGAGGAGAAACUCAAUGCAGUCCUACAAUUGGGAUUGUUAUCAGAGGCAGUAGUCAACAGGCAGAAUACCCUGUUGGAAACCUUGUCUGCAUACCUCAGUCACGUACAAGGCUACCAAAACGGUGAGCGUGACCUGGUGAUCAUGAAGCACCGCAUUGGAGUGGAGUGGCCCGACAAGAUGACCAGCACAGAGGAGGUCAGCAUGACAGUCUAUGGCGAUGCCUAUGGGCACUCCGCCAUGGCCAAGAUGGUCGGGUACCCAACAGCUAUUGCUGCCAAAAUGAUCAUGGACGGUGAGAUUUUGCAGAAAGGCGUAAUCCUCCCGUUCUCCAAGGACAUCUAUCACUUGAUUCUGAACCGGCUCAAGGCGGAGGACAUCAGGGCUGCCUCGCGCACCAUCCAUCAUUGACAUCCCCAUGGCAGGAACUAGCAAGAAGGUGUUGGUUAAAAUCACAAUAGGGAUUGUUAAAUAAUGAUGCGGGCAUGGGGGACAUAUGUGACCGGCUCUACAAAAAAAGGUAUUAAGUCGCCCUUAGCAUUAUUGUGUAAUGGCCUGCUCAACAUUGAGAGGGUGAAAAUUUUGUCAAAAUGUGAUUUUCAUUUUAUGUCAUGACUGACAUCUUUAAUA